CCUCGCGCCCGCGCCUGCGCCGCGCUUCGACCGGCCUCCAGCUCCGGGGAGGGAGGUUUUUCUACAUGAGUGGACAAGACGAUUUUUGCAAGUCGAAGUGACAUAACAUCUUUUUAGGAUGUCUGAAGAUGAAGAAAAAGUGAAAUUACGCCGUCUUGAGCCAGCUAUCCAGAAAUUCAUUAAGAUAGUAAUCCCAACAGACUUGGAGAGGUUAAGAAAGCACCAAAUAAAUAUUGAGAAGUAUCAAAGGUGCAGAAUCUGGGACAAGUUGCAUGAAGAGCAUAUCAAUGCAGGACGUACAGUUCAGCAACUCCGCUCAAACAUCCGAGAAAUGGAGUCACUUUGUUUGAAAGUCCGAAAGGAUGACCUAGGGCUUCUGAAGAGAAUGAUAGACCCAGUUAAAGAGGAAGCAUCAGCAGCAACAGCGGAAUUUCUCCAGCUCCAUUUGGAAUCUGUAGAAGAACUUAAGAAACAAUUAAAUGAUGAAGAAACUUUAUCACAGCCUUCUUUGACCAGAUCCAUGACUGUUGGUGGAACGUUUCACAGUACCAAAGCUGAAGCUAGUCCUCAGAGUUUGACUCAGAUAUAUGCGUUGCCUGAAAUUCCUCGAGAUCAAAAUGCCGCAGAAUCAUGGGAAACCUUAGAAGCGGACUUGAUUGAACUUAGCCAACUGGUCACCGAAUUCUCAUUACUAGUGAAUUCUCAGCAGGAGAAGAUUGACAGCAUUGAAGACCAUGUCAACAGUGCUGCUGUGAAUGUGCAAGAGGGAACCAAGAACUUGGGGAAGGCUGCAAAAUACAAGCUGGCAGCUCUGCCUGUGGCAGGUGCACUCAUUGGAGGAGUGGUGGGGGGUCCAAUUGGCCUCCUUGCAGGCUUCAAAGUGGCAGGAAUUGCAGCUGCACUUGGUGGCGGGGUGUUGGGCUUCACAGGUGGAAAAUUGAUACAAAGAAGGAGACAGAAAAUGAUGGAAAAGCUCACUUCCAGCUGUCCAGAUCUUCCCAGCCAAACUGACAAAAAAUGCAGUUAAAAAUCACACUGCAGCAUUAUUGGCACCAACACAUCUAUCCUAAUGAUGGCCUUUGCUGCUGUUGACAGACACUCAGCCAACUUUUGAAACAAGUAUAUCAAGAUAGUGGCUGUAGAUGUUCAAACGGGAUUGAACUGUAUAAGUAGAUAUAUUUUGUUGUUUGCCGGGGUGUUAGUGGAGAUGUUAGAGAUUGAGGAGCCAGGGCUGAGGGUAUAUAAUGUCUGUCAGGUAAAGUUUAAAGACUGCCAAAGAGCAUAUUUUCUGCCUGUACAUGUAGAAACUGAACCCAUAACGCCGACAAAGACGGGAUGUGUGGAAAUACUUCCAUAAACAAUAGUUUCUUCCAUAACGCUGACUUGGAGAUCCUAAGGCCAAGCAUAUUUGUAGGAGAUUAUUUAGGUCUGUUAACAAGGAGAAGAACAGGAGUUGAAGAACCUUUCUUAGCAGUAUCUAGCUAGGGUAGGGGUAGAGGUGAACUUGAUAAUGGGGCCCAGUUGGUGGAUCCUAUUGCUUUUCGUGAACCCCCCAGAUUUCUGGUUAAGAAAAUUAAAAGUGCAGAAAAUGGAAAGAGAAGCCCACCUGCUCUUCAAGUAAUCUUCACCUGUGACACUGGCUUCUUUUCUGAACCCUUCCUUCUGCCGCUCGUUAAAUAAAAAUCUCAGAAUUUAAAGCGGUGGAUUUAUGAAGCCAGCAGCAAAGCUCUUUGUGUCAGCCUGUCUCCACAGGCCUCAAAGAUCUAGUGCUCUCUGCCUUCCUUCCCCUGUAAUUUUGAGAAGUUCUUUGUUUGGGGUGAAUUCUACCCUUGUGUAAUGAGAUCUUUUCUCACAAUCUGCUUUGUGUAUGUGUGUGUGUGUGUGUGUGUGUGUGUGUGUUGUCUACCAUCUCUGUCCAUCCAUUCCUGUAACCUCUAGGUUAAAAAGGAAAAAAAUUAAUCCUCAAAUAUUCCCAACAUUAUUAGAUUUGGCGUUAAAAAUUAGCAGGGGGAAAUAUGAGAUCAUUUCCUGGAGCAUCUUCCAAUUUCAAGGGGCUGCUGUACCUGCCACAUAAGGAGUUUUGACUUAAGUCUUCUUUUCAGCUGGCCUUUGGGGAAAUGGCCUUUGGUGCCAACUAGCUUUCUGUCUCUACUACUGUGUUUUUCCCAGGCUUUGUUAUCUUCCUCCUCUGUCCUUCACUUUUUGCAGCUGCUCUUUCCUCCCAAGGAUGGUAUUCUCACUUGCCUUUCCUCAUAGUCAAGAUGAGGAUGGACUCAGCCCCAUGGCAGGACUCAGGACUGAUGAAGGAUUUGUGGUGCUAAUCUCAACACUUGACAUUGACAGCAAGAAUGGCCCGGCCCAACCCAAUGUGUGUCUCCAACAGUUGGAAGGUUUUAAACCUCAGGAAAAAAAAAAAAAAUUAAGGUUGCAGACAGCCUCACCCUCCAUCCCUAAUUCAUUUGAAAUAGGAAAGAACCACCUGUUGCCUUACUCUUUUCCCCUUUCUGAGGACAGAGGAGCAGGCAUCGGCAUCGCAGAAGGUGUGAGCUGUUUUUGCCCAGGAGCCAAACAGGUUCAAAAGAGGAUUGAAUGUUUUAUCACUUCUCCCUUGCUGAGUUUAUUUUUAAUACCUUUUAUUGAUUGCCAACUUUUACUUCUGCGUCAAAUCUAAAGAGACUUUUCCUGCUUUUUGAAUCUCAUCAGUGAAUUAAUUCCAGUGAGAGAAAGCACCAUUUCAUGUUAUCAUUAAAUAAUUGGAGAGAGUCAAGUAUUGCUAUCUGUUGACUUAUAUCUUUUCCUUCCAAGAAGGAAAUCAUUUUAAUAAAUGUCAGAUUCUGAUCCAGUAUUUGAUUUUGAAUACCCAUAAGGUUGGAAUCAUUACUUUUGAACCUCUCCUUUUUAAAAAUUUUCUGAUUCUUGCUGUCCCUUUAACACAAAGUACCCAAACUAGAAUGAGCAUCAGAAUUACCCAGGGUGCUGAUUUAAAACAAGAUUCCUCAGCUUCAGCCCCAUGGGUGAUUCUAACAUAGCCAGUCCAGCCUAGUUAACUAACAUUAGUUAGUUAAUUAGUGAUGAGUAACAUUAUUACCCAGCUGUAUCAUUUAAUUCUGUAAUUUCCAGAAUUCUGCUCCUCAACAUGGCCCAAUCUUGAUCACUGCGUAUUACAUUCCGCCUCUAAACCGAAAACCAAACCAAACCGAUUGCCGUCGAUUCUGACUUAUAGCGACCCUAUAGGACAGAGUAGAAAUGCCCCAUAGAGUUUCCAAAGAGCGCCUGGCAGAUUUGAACUGCCGACCUCUUGGUUAGCAGCCUUAGCACUUAACCACUACACCACCAAGGUUUCCAUUCCCCCUCUACUAAUCCAUAAUUGGCCAUGCUUUGAGACCAUCUUGGCAGCACAAAGGACUCCUUAUAAUGCCAGGCUAAUUUUAUGUCAGGACAUGAAGAAGAGAGAGGAGACCUGCAAUGGAAUCUUACAUCUUGUUUGAAUUCUUAUGUUUACUGAGCCAGUAAAAAUGUGUGGGACACCACUGCAAGUAUUUACGUAGACCUUUGAUUUUUGCUACUCAUCAGGGUUGGAAUAUUACUCCAGCAGUCUUCACACUUAGGCAAGUUACAGUACUUGAAAAAAGCUAUGUAAUUUGAAAUUAUUUAGAAAUUAUAUCUAUUUUAUCCAUAAUAAAACCUAAUAGCCAGUUUUUGUAGAAAUUGCUAGUACUUAAUCAGCUAUAAACGAUAUACCUAUAAAGUAUUAAGUGUUUAGAAGUAUAAAUGAGCCAGUACAGCUCAGAGAGAAAUCUUAAAAUUCAAUGUCAUAUCCUACAAGUAUCAGAUUAAAUUUGUGGCCAAACUCAGAAGUACAGAGUGCAGAAUUUGAUCCUUAGCUUAUAAAGUGUUUCCAUCUCAUCAUACAUCCUACAAAUUUUCUUAUAUUCAUUGGUUAUAACCAGUGCUUAAACAGAGCUUUUUAUACUUAAUUUUAAAAUAAAACUGUUAAGCAAUGCUUUUGAAAACAAAUCUACUGUAACUCAUAGAUUGGAGUGGUACUUGCUGUAGUGAUGCUACUAUUACUCCACACAUUUUUGAAACUUUUCUUUUGGAAUAGCUUCCAAAGACAUUUUGCAAACCGCAUAAGAAAGCCACCUCCAUUUGUAUUAGUCACAGACUACACUCCCUGGUCCUUAUGACCUCGCUUCUCUUCCUUCCUCAGUCCAACUUUCCCUCUUCAGGCUUAGCUUUCCCCCGUUCUGUGCUGGAGCCGGUAACCUGAGGCUGCCAAGACUGUGCUGGUGCUGCCAAAACUAGCCAGACUUCUUAGAGUGAGAGCUUUUAGUUGUACUGAAGCAGAGUGCUGUAAAGGGAGAAUCCUUAGAGUCCGGAAAUGCUCCUCUGGGCUGCCAGCCUGCUGGUAACUGCCAUAGAUAGUUUGCACAGGACAAAGGACUGAGUACUUGUGCUAUCAACUGCAGGAAGUUGAGGAAACCUGUAAUGUAAAUACAUGGUGUACAACAUUUUUCUCCAUGGAAAGUACGGAAACCAAAAUAUGCUUUGCGUUAACUUUAAAAAUGGAAAGUCUUUCUCAGGGUACCCUUUGCCCUUCAUUGCUGCCACAUGAAGUCUUUGGGAUGAAGGCUGCAGGUAAAGCCUGGGACAAGUUCUCCUGUGAAAUGGGACGCUUUCUUCUCUUGUACGAAGUGUAACAUGGCUGUGGCUCUCAGGUACUUAGGAAUUUUACAUAAUGUUCUUCAGUAAUCAGAGGCCUAAUAAAAGGUACGGGAGCUUCUCCUCUAGGAGAAAUUUGUAAAAAAUUCAGGUUCUAUGUGGAUUGUGUGUUUCUAAGUGCUUCAUUUUAUUUUUAACAAGUGGUUCUCUUAUUUUAUAUUCAUUAAUUGAAUGCCCUUUUACAGAGUAUUAUAAAUGAUCUUGGGUAUGAUAAUCAGUGGUAAAGGAUCCACAUAUUAUCAUCUUUGCUACCUUCCAAGAAAUUACAUUAUUAUGGGAGAUAAAUAUAUCUGUUUGUUUCAAUGUUAACAAAAUAAAUUGAAAUAAAAAUGUAAAAGGUGUCAAAGGCAAUUUGCCCAAAGUAACAAAGCUAGUUAGCACAAGAGCUAAGGAUUAUAAUCAUAGUCUAAGGGAAAAAAAAAAAAAUCCUCCAAGUAAUUUAACUGAGUUUUUGUUAUACCAUAUCAGUUACUUUCUGA
Molecule: messenger RNA, 5201 nt
Organism: Loxodonta africana (African savanna elephant)
Lineage: Eukaryota; Metazoa; Chordata; Mammalia; Proboscidea; Elephantidae
Gene: STX17
Product: syntaxin 17
Exons: 8
Coding region: 119-1027 (302 amino acids)
Biological process (GO): vesicle fusion; intracellular protein transport; vesicle-mediated transport
Cellular component (GO): SNARE complex; autophagosome membrane; endomembrane system
Molecular function (GO): SNARE binding; SNAP receptor activity
Source: RefSeq, a predicted model, not a curated record